Molecule: messenger RNA, 3511 nt
Organism: Silurus meridionalis
Lineage: Eukaryota; Metazoa; Chordata; Actinopteri; Siluriformes; Siluridae
Product: mRNA decay activator protein ZFP36L2-like
Exons: 2
Coding region: 238-1485 (415 amino acids)
Molecular function (GO): metal ion binding; mRNA binding
Source: RefSeq, a predicted model, not a curated record
AUAUGUUGGGGGAAAGCGAGCGGUUUGUGGUCUGCUCUCGCUUGGCACUUCACGGAGAGAGAGAGAGACAGAGACACAAGCAGCAAUAAAAACACACAGGGCAACACACAAGCAAAGUAGCGUGUUUCUCGUUUUAGACAGGAGGUUUUUCUUCCCUUGUUUGUUUUUAAACACACGAUUCAGUCGUGGCAAACUAAAAGCCUCGCUUUGCACUACAGGAUCUCGGUAGGUCCUCAAAUGAAAGAUCAACUGCGACUCAAAACUUCAGAAAUAGAAAUGUCUGCGACCAUCCUGUCCGGUUUCUACGACAUCGACAUGCUGUACAAGGACAAGACUCUGAACAUGAACGCGCUCCAUCUCAACAGUAUGUUGGACAAGAAAGCGGUGGGAGCGCCGGUCACGUCUUCGUCCCUGGCGACUAACUGCUCGUACGCGCAGGGAUUUUUCCGGCGCAACUCGACGAGUAACGCUGACUGCGCAAACAACGGCAACAAAUACUCGAUCCCCUGCUACAGCAACGCGAAGGAGAGUUCGAGCAGCACCGCCAUCAUGAACAAGGAGAACAAGUACCGCGAGCGCGCCUACAGCGACACGGGGGAGCGCAGUCAACAGCUGCAGGCGCUGCAGCAGAAACCCGGCUCGCAGAUCAACUCGACGCGCUACAAGACCGAGCUGUGUCGGCCCUUCGAGGAGAACGGCGCCUGCAAGUACGGCGAGAAGUGCCAGUUUGCGCACGGCUACCACGAGCUGCGCAGCCUGUCCCGCCACCCCAAGUACAAGACAGAGCCGUGCCGCACCUUCCACACCAUCGGCUUCUGCCCCUACGGCCCGCGCUGCCACUUUAUCCACAACGCGGAAGAGCGCCGACCCGCGCCGGCUAACGCCAAUACCAGUAUGCCGCCCGAGCUGAAGUCCAACCGGGAUCUGAUUCAGCAACAGUCUGCUGUCGCCGCUUUUCGAGACCGACCCAAGCUCCACCACAGCCUGAGUUUCUCCGGCUUCUCCACACAACACGGUCUGGACUCCACUCUCAUGGACAGCCCCACAUCCCGCACUCCUCCGCCUUCUUCUUCCUCCGACAGUUCCCGGUCCAGCGGGCCCAUUUUUGAAGACGUUCUAGCGCCGAGCGCUAAUGGCGCCUUCUCCUCAUUCGCCACGGCGCAGGACCUGAAGGCGCUGCUCGCCGUGCACGCGCACACACAUGCUAAUUACCAGUCAACCCCGGCUUACUACAGCAACUUCCAGUCCGCCAUGGGACCCCCUUCUCCGCCCUUCAACCUCGGUCCUUUGCAGGCCCUUCAGCGCCUGUCCGAGUCGCCGGUGUUCGACUCGCCCCCCAGCCCCUACGACUCCAUGUCGGACCGGGACAGCUACGCCAGUGGCUCUCUCAGCUCUUCAGGAAGUCUCAGCGGCUCCGAGUCACCCAGCUUGGAGGCCGGGAGACGUUUGCCAAUCUUCAGCAGGCUGUCGAUUUCUGAUGACUAAGAUGUUAAUGGUCGUGUUUUUGUUUUGUAAUGGGAUUUUUUUUUUUUUGCCCCGUUCUUUAUUUCUUUAACGGACUGGAGGACUUCCGAAAGUUAACCGUUAUUAAAAUGGCGUCUCUUCAGCGCUGUGUAAACUAGACGAACUUUAAAGAAACAACCAGGGGCAGGUGACUCGCCAGACCCUCGGUGUGGCAUUAGUUAUUAUCCUAUUUUUAUUUCUUUUCUUUUUUUUCAGCUUGAACCGAUAGCUAUGAAAGUAGAUAUCGACCGAAGGCAUUCCACCGGUGACUUUGACCAGCAUACAGUCGCAGUGUUAUGGCUUAGGAGACCAUCACACUUUCCGGAGACAUGGUGUAUUUUUUUGGGGGGGGGGGGGGGUUCUUUCGUGCACACAUCUUUUUGACCGUGAAAGACAGAAAGAUUUAACAAUUUUCCCCCUCUGUUUUACCAAGAAUAUGCCUUGACAUUAAAAAGUAGCCUAUGUAUGCGCUUCUGAAAGCUUACAAAUUGUUCACACAAACUUCCAUUCCAAAAAAGUUUGUCAGUCACAGCGCCACCCAGUGGUUCGGUUGGGUUGGUUUAGUUUUUGUUGCUUAGCUGAAGCACUCUUGUUCGGUCUGUUGGGAAAAUCACUGCUGAUGGUUGAAUUUAUAUAUAUAUAUAUUUUUUAGCUGUUUGAGCGAUUCCAUAGCAGUACAUAACUGGCUAUGACCUAUUUAACUUAUUUAUUAUCUUGUGAAAAAAAAGUAUAGGCUACAUUUUGGUAAUUGUGUCCAUACUGUAUUUAUCAAGUAUGUUGAAGCAAUAGAUCUAUAUUCUUUUAUGUUUAAAUUAUGAUCGCCAUUAUUAAUCUACAUAAAGUGGAGUGUAUGUUUUUCUUUUCUUUUUUUUUCCACAGUAAUAUAUAUUUUUUUUUUUGUUUGGUCUUUUGUAACUUCACUUCGUUAUUUUAUUGUAAAUGAGUAAAAAAAAAAAAAAAAGCCUAAUUUAAGAGAUUGUAUGUGAUAUUUAUUUCAUUAAUUUUGUUUUUGUUUACGUACCUUAAAAAAAACACACAUUUGCUUGAUUUGUUGGGAUGUUGCUUAUGGAAGACUUUUUUUUUUCCCCAACCUCCAUUGUUUUUGAAAAAUCCAUUGUUGCCCCCCACUUUCAUUUGUUGUUCCAUUUGUUUUUUUUUUUUUUAAAUCAAAGCUAUGUCUGUAGAAUGUAUAAAACCAUGUGGUUGUCUAGACACCGUCCAAACUAGUAGUGAUUUUUUUUUUUGUUUGUUUGUUUUAUUUAAUUAAGAAAAGUCAUACUUGUGUGACCAUGAUCCCAAGUGAAUAAAUUAACCAAAAAGUAUUUUCUUUUUCUUUUUUAUUGUAAUGCACAGCGCCAGGCAAGGACUCCUGCCACGUGCUUUAAGAAUGUAGCAAUCCCACACCCCAGUAUUACUGCCUUAGUGCCUAAGGGGUCCACCACCAUACAUGCCUUAUUGUUAACCAAAUAAAGUAUUUUGAUACAACUCAUUGUUUUAUACAUACAGAAGCUGAAUGUAGGUUUGAAAACUUUUUUGGAAGGUUGUUACCACUUGUUAAAAGAGGGGCCUUGGAGCAACCAGCAAAGCGUUCCCCCCCUCCCCAUGUGUUUUUAUUUUAUUUAUUUAUUUUUACUUUAAAUUCCUAUACACUUUAGUCAAAUUCUUUUGUUCUCUCGAUCGCCUUUUGAUAUGGUUUUGGUCUAAGGGUUCUGAACUUGUGGCAUAGACAAGAGAUUGAACACAUUUUGCUUGUACAUAGUAGGUACAAGGGCUGGGCACUAUGUACUAUUUUUAUUUUUUUCCUCCCUUGACUACUUUUAUCAGAAGUAAAGCUUAUUGAAUGUAACUUAAAAAUGGACAAAAAAGACGACGAGUUAUCCUUUUUAUUUCUUUUCGAGGGGGGAUUCAGUUCACUACAAGUUGCGUGUGAGACUGUUAACUUUGUACUGUACAUUUUUGUAGUUCUCCCAAUAAAAUAAUUUGCAAAAAAAUAAAAGGUAUGCACAAA